Coniophora puteana RWD-64-598 SS2 is the source of this 3584-nucleotide messenger RNA. RefSeq names its product acetoacetyl-CoA synthetase. Gene Ontology annotation, molecular function: acetoacetate-CoA ligase activity. NCBI's taxonomy places the organism in Eukaryota, Fungi, Basidiomycota, Agaricomycetes, Boletales, Coniophoraceae. Gene Ontology annotation, biological process: lipid metabolic process. Gene Ontology annotation, cellular component: cytosol. The record is from RefSeq and is a predicted model, not a curated record. The transcript is spliced from 21 exons. Bases 27 to 2138 code for a protein of 703 amino acids.
GCCGAGGACCGCGCUUACGUGCGUUUAUGGCGGCAAACGGUGAUCGGCCGCUCUGGGCGCCUUCCUCUGAAGACAUUCAGACAUCCGCUGUUACCAGCUUUCUGGUUGCUGUAAACGAGAAGUACCACUUGUCGCUGGCAGCGUAUCAUGAUUUGUAUGCAUGGUCUACAACCCACCUCGACAAAUUCUGGGAUCUGGUGUGGGAUCAAGCAGAUGUUAUUGGCGUCAAAGGGCAGCAUAUAGUUGAUAACUGGGCCGCCCCUGCCUCAAAUCCGCCAUGGUUCCGAGAUGCUAAAGUCAACUGGGCAGAAAAUCUGCUCUGGUGUCGUUCCAGAGAAAAGAUAGCUCUCAUUCAAGCGACGGAAUCCAUCAUUAGUAGCCCUCCUUCGCCCCUUCGACGAGUGUCGUAUGCCGAGCUUUAUGACCUUGUCGCUAACAUCGCCUCUGCGCUUCUCAGCCUGGGCCUUAAGCCAGGUGAUCGAGUAGCAGCAUACGCGUCUAACUGCAUUGAAAAUGUUGCUGCAUGCCUUGCAGCCACUGCUAUUGGGUGCAUCUGGGUGAGUGCUGCUGCGGACUUUGGCGCUCAUGGUGUCCUCGAACGGUUCGAGCAAGUCCAACCCCGCGUGAUCGUCGUUGUGGAUGCAGUUGUUUAUAAUGGCAAAGUGCAUUUGCACUUACCCAAGGUAGCAGCCCUAUUGGACGGCCUUCGGCAAAAAUCCUCCGUAGAACCUAAAGUCGUCGUGGUCCAUACCGGCCUCAGUACAUCUUCCCUGGGAUGGCAAGAAGAAUGGAUGAAGUGGACAGACUUUGUUGUAACCGGCAAAGAGUCCAGAUUGGGGAGGACCACUGCAGGAGAGAUAGCAUGGUGUCGGAAGGGAUUUGAUUGGCCAUUGUGGAUCCUUUUCAGCUCCGGUACCACAGGUCGUCCGAAGCCUAUCGUUCAUCGUGCGGGCGGUAUGCUUCUUCAGGCUAAAAAGGAACUUGGAAUAUGCGCGAACAUGAAAGAGGAUGAUGUAUUCUUCUACUACACCACAACGGGAUGGAUGAUGUGGAACUUCCUCGUUGCCGGGUUGAGCAUCGGGUGUACACUCGUCCUUUACGAUGGCAGCCCUUUGCGGGAACCAGAGUACCUGUGGAACUUGGUAGAUGAGCUCGGUAUCUCAAUCUUUGGCACCAGCGCAAAGUACCUCGACGGCUUAUCGAAAGUCUAUAAACCAUGCGAACACCAUCGUUUAUCUACCCUCCGCCAUAUUUAUUCGACAGGGUCACCCCUUGCACCUGGAUUGUUCGAUUACGUCUACUCCAGUAUCAGCAACAAUGUUCUUCUAGCAUCUAUAACCGGAGGGACUGAUAUAUGCUCGCUUUUUGCGGGCAUGUGCACCACGCUUCCGGUUUAUCGCGGCGAAAUACAAUGCCGGAUGCUCGGGAUGGCUAUCAACACAUACAUGCCUACCGGUGCUCCAUCAGCCGCCAAUGAGGCGGGUGAGCUCGUGUGCGAACGCCCAUUUCCUUGCAUGCCAAUCGGAUUCUGGCCAUUGGCAGGGUUUGGAGAAGAGGAAGCUGUUCGGGCGGCGAGCACUCGCUAUCAAGCAUCAUACUUCAGCGAAUUCAAGGAUAUUUGGUACCAUGGCGAUCACGUACUAAUCACUCAGCCGAGGGCCGGUAAUGGAGGAGGCCUAGUCAUGCUUGGAAGAAGUGAUGGGGUCUUAAACCCAGGCGGAAUAAGAUUCGGAUCAGCCGAGAUUUACGACAUUCUGGAGACAUGUUUCUCGGAUGCCGCAAAGGAGUCAAGCGAUCAUAUCGAGGAUUCCUUAGUGGUGGGACAGUCGAUAGACCACGGAAUGGACGAACGCGUGAUCUUGUUUGUGAAGAUCGCACACGGACGCACGUUAUCACUAGAGCUUGAGAAUGAGAUCAAAACAGAAAUUCGCUCCAGGAGAAGCCCGCGGCAUACCCCAGCACAGAUAAUUCAGGUCGACGAUAUUCCAUACACCUUAAACGGGAAACGGGUCGAAGUCCCGGUGAAAAAGAUUAUCAAUGGUGCGCCGAUAUCCAGUGUAAACCCUGCGACCCUACGGAAUCCAGAGUGCCUUGUUGCCUACGCAGAGAUUGGAAAAAUCCUCAGGUCUGUACCAUAGUAGCUAUGGAUGUUCUUUCUACUUGUGGGCGGCAAGUUCCUUCAAUCCAAAAAUCUGCGAACACGUGUGAGGAGUAGUCCGGAGUUACCGACGCCCCGCCAAACGGUAUACCCAAUGUAUCCGAGCAUCUAAAUCGAGGCCUUCCAUAUAGAGCAGAAGAAAGCCUCGAGGCACACUCGCUCUGGCUGAUCCGACUUGUCUGGUAUUGCGGCCUGAAGUUUUCGGCCCACAAAACCAUGGCCGCCUCGAGGCUCUUUCCCUUCUGCAUCGUGUCUCCUACACCCAUUAAUAUUGGGCUGUACACGACGCACGCCACGCCUGUAUAACGACUUUAACGCUCUCCCUCCUCGUUCCCGACGAUCAUCGCCUUCACGCCUUUAUUAUGCAGCACUCACGCACACUCCCUCUGACUUGUCAGAAUCCAACUUCCCACCCUAGACGUGCGGCGCACGAGCAGCAGCAAUUAAAUCAAACGUCUCGCCGCAAGCGUCUUUCCAACCUUUCUCUAUCAUCGAUCCAGCGGCCAUCGAUGCCUUCGAAAUUCAACAUCUUCCGAGCUUCGCUACUUGGUGUUGUUUUGAUCUGGACGAUAAUCUGCUUGGCAAUUUCCGCACACUUCCAGAGCCUUUUGGUCAUUGAUGACCUAACUCGCUUUGUACCUUUUGCCAUUUUUGUGGGCAGCAUCAGCCUUUUCGUUCUCGUUGUUCUGCUCGGCUUCUCUUUGAAGCGCAACGCAAACCCUAUCUCGACAAGGAUUGAGCUGGGAUGUUUAGGGCUCAUUGGAACGUUUUGGUUAGCCCUUGGUGCUUUCUUGGCCAGCUCAGACUCCGAUUCUGCCGAUGUAGAAUGCUAUGCAUCGGAGACCUCAGAUGAUCCUAUUGAUAUACCAGGCUUCUCAACGGAAACAUAUCAGGCACAGUACAGAGUCCUCGAAGCCUUCUCCCUCUUCAACGUCGUUUUGAUAUGGGGCUUUUUCUUCUUUUUGCUUGGCCUUGCGCUUAAGCAUCAUUUCCGAGUCAACCGCCGUGUAUGGCUCGUUGGUGUCACAGACUAUCCGUGGUUUGGCAAAAGUUCUUCAAAUCCGUCAAAACUACCAGCGCCUAUCAGCACUCGCUCGAGAUCUCAGACGCGAGGUCGCGCACAAUACGAUGAGAAGGAUUAUACCACUCCGGGAUGGCAAUACAAGUCGCGUCACGGCAACGCUGAGUAUGCUGUGUGGACAGCACCUCAACGCCACAAGGUCGCUGCACCAAGUCGCGCCCACACUGCCGACAAGUACAAGAGAAACGCGUCUCCUCGGAGGUGAAGGCAUCAUUUAUCCCAUUAAGUUUAUUGUGAACUGGGCGUAGCUGGCCUAGUUAUUUUGUUAGAUUAGACAUAGGGCUGGUGGUAGUAAAUGUAUACAUGUACUUAUUGUAAAUUACAGCUUGGAUCCCUCGAGCAAAC